Orbicella faveolata is the source of this 3281-nucleotide messenger RNA. RefSeq lists its product as uncharacterized. The record is from RefSeq and is a predicted model, not a curated record. Gene Ontology annotation, biological process: regulation of DNA-templated transcription. NCBI's taxonomy places the organism in Eukaryota, Metazoa, Cnidaria, Anthozoa, Scleractinia, Merulinidae. Gene Ontology annotation, molecular function: DNA-binding transcription factor activity.
AUACCAAAACGUUUUGAAAGACUCGUCGGCCAUUAACAGUAACGAGCGUUUUGUUGUCAACGUGCAGUUAUUUAACUUCUCCGGUACGCUUAACUGAAACGAUUCGAAACAUUCUUGAACAUCGAAGAACUGGAAGAUCUCAGUUUCGAAGACGACCUUUACGGCGAAAUUUCGAGCUUUACCAAAGAUAUUAGGACCAAUACAAGGUGCAGCGACAUGGAAGAAGAUGACCUGCCUCUGACGAAAUAUCUUCUCCAGUUUAAUACCGAACAGCAAUGGGAUUCAGAAGAAGAAAUUAGUAUUGAAAGUUUUGAAGGCAACACAUGUGCUGACCACCUAGGAUGGGAUAUGGAUCCGGUUGAUUUGGACACAGAGAUAUUCGAUAUUGUAGAGGCUACUCCUGAUAAAACAGAUGCUUCCAGCAAAGAGGAGCAAGUAAAAGAGUUGAAAGGGAGAGUGGAGAAGUCGGGUCCCGUCAGAGAGACAAGCAAUGUGGGGAAUUUACAAGAGGACGUAGACUUAAGCUUAUUUCAUGAUAAGAGUGAUAGCGGUAAGAAACAGGAGAUCAAGAAAAAGAACACUGCGGGUAAAAGUCUUUCGAAAGUUGAUUCAGUUCCUAAUGGAAGAAAAUCAACAAAAAGUCAAACACAGUUUAAGAUGGCUGUAAAGAGUGUUUCUAAUUCAACAACUGAGCCUCAGAAAUCCCCGACCACUGCAAAAAGUCAGGCCGAGAAAGCUAAAGAACAGCGUGAAAGAAAGAAGAAAUAUGUUCAAGAACUCCAGGAUAACAUAGAAGAACUGAAGAAAGACAAGGCUGACUUACAGCAGGUCACUGCUCAGCUAAACGACAAAUUAGAAGCUCUCACGGAUGAGAUCCGCUACUUAAAAGGUGUAAUCACCAAUCAAAGUGAAUUAGCCAGAAUUUUGAGGAGUGUGGCCAACACUCCAGGGAUUUCACUCAGCUGCGGCAUAUUGCAGGACUGUGAGGAGGGUAAUGAUGGUAAGACAAACAAGAGAAAAUGUGGUGAUGCUCCAAAUGAUUCUGGUAAGAAGGGUGUUAAUUUACGUCAAGAAAACAGCAAGAGAAGGAGAGUAGACAAGACAGCUACUGGUGAAAUCAGUCCUGUUGAUGCUGGGGUGUGUGUUCAUGUGCAGAGUGGUAAAGUAUCUCUUGAGUUCUGUGCAGAGUGCAGCAAGAAAGCCAACAGUAUCAUAAACUGAAGUGAACCAAAGCUAAAGGGAAAUGUAAUUAAUUAUUGCAUAGCUAUGAAGAUCCCUCUUCCCAACAGUAGUUAGGGAUUCAGUCGAACUGUUUCCACAUGACUGCAGCAAACUCAGCGUCAGUCAUUCAGGCUAGCAUGGUGGGCCUUUGUCUUGUAGUUUAGGGAUUUGCAGCUAUAGUAUUGGUUUGUACACAGUCAGGUAGAUUUUAUUGACUACAAGUAACUUGGUAAGUUGCUUAUUACUGGCUUAAAUCAGGUUAGUGCUGUACAAUUCAAAUCUGAACAGAAGCCAUUUAACUCAAAGUCAGGAAAUUUUUCCCAUGUCAGUCAUUUGCUGCAGUCAUUUGGAAACAGAUUCCCAAGAGAAAGCCGGCGCCUUUAUACAAGGUUGAUAUUUAGCACUAACAAAGGGAGUGAUCUCCCACAGUCUUUUCUCCUUGCAGGUUUCAACCAACAUUUGUGGACAUUUGAUGUUGACACAUCUGGGUUAGUAUCGUAAAAAUAGUUGUUACCAUGUAGCAGCUAUAGAAUUUUCUAGAAGUAUAACUUUGUAUGUUUCUAUGAUGUUUAUUGCAACCUUCACCUUUUACAAGGUUGUUUAAAAUUGGCGAAACAAAACAAUGCCUGUGGCCCUAAGAACAAAAGAGGUGCAGAUUAACAGGAACAAAUCAAAAUAUUAAUUUUAAACUGGUGCAGAUCAACUGUGAAUGACUUAACUGCUGAGUAACCUGCAGUGUUUUGCUUUCAGAAUGAAGUUCAACCUCUUACUGACCAGUACAAUGAGAACUAACAAUACUAAUAACUAUUUUUAGGGAUAUGAUCCUCUGAAAUCAGUUUUAUCAAAAAAGAAAAAGUCUAUGUUAUUUUGGGUACAGAAAAAAGUAAAUUAAUUAGUUAAAGUGGCAGAAUUUCUAUUUUGAAUAGUUAAGGUUUUUGGUAAUGUUAGCACUGUUUAAUUAUUGUGAAUGUAAUGUAGAAAAUGUCAUUAUGUAUGACAAAAUCCUGUACAGAAACAGGGAAUAAAAAUACUAUGACAAGCUGAGGUAGUCUUCCUAGUGAUGCAUACUGCACAUUACUGAUUUUUUCAGUAAAUUAUAUGAAUUGCAAUGAUCUUUUUUCACAGAUGACUACCUACUUUGUUAAUUUUCAAGUGGCAAGAAAUAUUUAUGUAGCACAAAUAUGAGCAGUCAGUGAGCAAACAUCUAACUUUAUUCUUAAAAUUCUUUUAACUAGUGCUGGAAUGAAUGCACUGUAGCGGAUACUUGCAACUCCUUGCACCCUCCGGAGUCAAGUGUCUUUCCUUGGGGUGUGGUUUUAGUGUAAGUAAUGUUCCUUCACGGUUUAGUAAGUAUAAGUAUGUGAGGAACACAGGUAAUGGUUGUAAUGUAAGACUGUCACAAAAUACAUUCUCUUUUUGUAAUUUAUCUUUAAAGGGACUCUUUUAAUUGCAUUAUUCCUUCUCAGUAACAACAGAUUUUCUUAGGAAGAUGUAGGGACCUCCUCCUCCUCCUACCCUCCCCUCCCUCCUGUCCACCCACCAUGCCAAAAGAAAAGUUGUCAAUACCAGUAAUUUGACCUUCAGAAGCAUCAGCAACUCAGAAACAACUUUCCAUCACCAGGAAAGUGUGUCGAUUAAGCUAGAGGUUUGCGCAGGCCUGGGGUGAAACAGUGUUACAUGUUUAUUUACGAUUAACGUAAUCUUAUCACUACAUGUACAUACAACUUACGGUAUAUUGUUGUACUAGCCUGUUAUAAAUUGUAGCAAUUCAUGGAAUCUGAAUUUGAAUAGAAUAUUUUUCUCUGAUUUUGAACAUGAGAAUUCAGAAGGACCGAGGUAAAAUGGUGUAUGUAAGAACAACUUUUUUUAUAUAUUAUUAAUUAUGUAGUGGCAAUGUUACUUUAAAUUAAGAAGUUUGGGUACUACCGGUACAUGUAUGUUACUAGAAGCUGAGAACAGAAAUGAUACUACACAAUCUUAGCUCAAAAUGGUUAUAUUGUAAUGGUAAAGCGAAACUGGUUUAGUAAAGUUGUGAAAUAAAACAUGAUUAUGCCAGAUUA